AUGACAUUAAGAUCAUCAAUUAAUCAUAGAUGUAAAGAAGACAUUGCUGGAUUUGCUCGAUUAACCCUUCAAAUGAUCAAUGCCAAUGUUUCUAUAACAUUAGAUCAUAUACAAAAAGGUGAUGUACAACUACAAACCAAUGAGCCAAAACAAAAAGAGGCUAUGAAAGAUUGUCUUGCUUUAUAUAACAUGAUAGUUGAUGUACAUUUGCAUGAGGCUUUAAUUGCUAUGGACAAAAGUGAUUAUAAGGUUGUUAAACAAAGGGCUUAUGCUGCUGGGGUACAAGCUCGGACAUGUGAUGAUAAAUUCAAAGAUUCAACUAUGAAGCCUUUGAAGGAUACAAAUAGAUAUGUGCAAAAUCUUUGUGCUAUCACCAUGUCCAUUGUUAACAAAUUGCUUUUGCCAAACAAACCAACUUUUACUUAUUAG
This is a messenger RNA of Trifolium pratense (red clover), 429 nucleotides long. RefSeq lists its product as uncharacterized. The record is from RefSeq and is a predicted model, not a curated record. The transcript has a single exon. The coding region runs from base 1 to 429 and encodes 142 amino acids. Gene Ontology annotation, molecular function: enzyme inhibitor activity. Lineage: Eukaryota; Viridiplantae; Streptophyta; Magnoliopsida; Fabales; Fabaceae.